AUGAAUGACAUACAUCAAUCAAUACUUCCAUUAAAAAUGCUUACAAUCCGACAACGUUUACCAUUUAGUGAAGAACCAUCAGUUCAUAUGAUUAAAUUAGAACGUGGUCUUAUUCAACGUUCACUUCUUUAUUGUUUUGAAAAAGGUUAUUUUUCAUUAAUUCGUUAUUUACUUGAAUCAGGUUCAGCUAAUGCACGUGAACGUGAUAAUGAAGGUCGUAAUGGCCUUAUGUAUUGCUGUUUUGUUAAUAAUGAUUGUUGGGCACAAAAUAUUGCUAUGACUUUACUUGAAUAUGGUGCAAAAAUAGAAGAUCAAGAUCAACGUGGACUUAAUGCAUUACAUUAUGCAAUUAUAACACAACGUUUAAUUUUAGUUCGACGAUAUCUUGCUUCACUUGAUUUUGAUCUUAAUCGAACAACAGAUAUUUAUGGUAAUACAUGUUUACAUUAUGCAUGCUCAUCAGGUAAUGCUGAUAUUACUCGUUCUAUUCUUGAUGCUAUGAAACGUUAUUCAAUUGAUUUAACAAUUAAAAAUCAUUAUGGCUCAACAGCAUAUGAUAUUGCUUCUGCAUUAAAACAUGAACGUUGUCAAAAUUUAUUACGUAAUGAAAUAACACUUCAUCGAUGUAAUAAUCAAAUAUCAACAAAUAAAAAUGUAUCACAUAUAACUAUUAAAUCAUUAAUUGAAAGACGUGCAUCAAUACCAGUUCGAAUACGUCCAAUAACAUCAACAAUUCGUCCUACUGAAUCAGUUGCAUCCGUACCAAUGUGUAUAUCAAAUUCAAAAAAUUUUCGUAGUUAUUAUCCAACUACAUUAAAUUGUAAUAAUGAAAAUGUUGUUUCUCCACCAUCAAGAUUUGUUGAUCCAAUUGAAUCACGCCGUAUGACCCUUAAACGUAAUGAAAGUCUGGAUUUAUCACUUGUUAAUCAAGUUAAACAUCGAGCUGAUUUUGCUGUAUCACCAUUGAUAAGUCAAAGUGAAGUUUUUAGUUCAUCAUCAUCAACAUGGCGUGAUGAUUUUUCAAAAAUGUUUAAUCAAUUACAAACAUUUAAAACACCAUCAUAUAGAAAAACUGUUCAUGCACCAUUAAGUACUGAAUUACCAAGUGAAUUAUUCGAUAAUUCAUCCGAUAUGAGUGCUAUAGAUGGACGUGAUAGUACUCAUCAUCAAUUAUUAUCACCAACUCGAACUGGUGUAUCACAGAAAGUUACUCAUCGACGACGAAGUAGCAUAUCUAGUAACACAACACCGCAUAAGACGAAAAAGUAA
Messenger RNA from Rotaria sordida, 1269 nucleotides. The record is from the annotation of a GenBank genome assembly. NCBI's taxonomy places the organism in Eukaryota, Metazoa, Rotifera, Eurotatoria, Philodinida, Philodinidae.